Molecule: messenger RNA, 1956 nt
Organism: Teleopsis dalmanni
Lineage: Eukaryota; Metazoa; Arthropoda; Insecta; Diptera; Diopsidae
Product: protein zerknuellt 1-like
Exons: 3
Coding region: 588-1580 (330 amino acids)
Biological process (GO): regulation of transcription by RNA polymerase II
Cellular component (GO): nucleus
Molecular function (GO): RNA polymerase II cis-regulatory region sequence-specific DNA binding; DNA-binding transcription factor activity, RNA polymerase II-specific
Source: RefSeq, a predicted model, not a curated record
UUAUAUUUGAAUAAGUGGAUUCUUCUGAUACAACUAUAAUAUAUUGAAAUUAAAAUUGUACAAUAUUGGUCGGUUUAAAAAGCACGUCUGGUAUUUUUUGUUAAGGAUUGAUUGGAAUUUUAAUAAAACUGCAUAUAUAAAAAAUUAUCUACUAAAGCGUAAGAGCGAAUUUACUUGAAGUGGUGGUGGAAGUGUAAAGGAGCUGAUAAUAACAUAAAGCCGUUAAUGAAAUAUGGGUACUCUGUACUUAUUGUGAUGCGGCCAUGAUGAUAUUUAAAUAUGUCCUUCUCCAUUGUUUAGUUUGACUCGUCUAAGCUGCGCCUAUUUUCCUUUAUUAUAACGGAACAAAGUACAGGAAUCACUAAAAGGAUUUAUGAAUUUCUUUUAUGUGUUUGUUUGCUAACAAAUACAGUCGCUGUUAAAAGACAGUGUUUUAUGUCGGAGCAAGGACCAAUAUAAAUACCUAGAUUUCUGUUGGUGAUUUCUUCAUUUCAAUUCUUCAUUUCAAAAUUAAAACAUCUCUAAGCGAAACUGGAAUAAUUAUUACAAUAAUUGGAAUUAAAAGGAAAGAAAUAAAUAUAUAAAAUAUGCAAUAUUUAUCACAACAACAUUCGGAUAUGUCUAACAGAUGUCGGGAAAAUAACAUGAUAGAUUGCUUUAAUCAACAAUCAUUCACAAGAGAUUUUAUUAACAUGGAUACUGGAGCACACUAUAAUACUCUACAGCAAGUACAAAAAGUUCAACAAAUUGAUGAGCUCAAGGAGAAUGAAAAUAAACCUAAAACUAAACGUUCCCGAACAGCAUUCACCAGUAGACAAGUAUUUGAAUUAGAAAGAGAAUUCAAAUUAAAUAUGUAUCUUUCUCGUACUCGCAGAAUCGAAAUUGCACGUCGACUUGACUUAUGUGAACGUCAAAUAAAAAUUUGGUUUCAAAACCGACGCAUGAAAUAUAAAAAGGAUAUACACGAUGCUAUCGAACAAAAAGCUACAGUGAAGACAUUCCAACAAACGAGUGAUCAAAAUGCACAUAGAGGCAUUGUACAACGUUUAAUGUCAUACUCUCAAGAUCCAAAAAUUCAAUUAAAUUUUGAUCAAAUUGCUAAUCAAUCUAUUACAAUGAAUACUACUCAACUUACUAAGUCACAUAAUGUUAAAUCAUCACUUCAUACUAACUCCAACCAAGUAACAACAAUGAAUGCAAAGUCAGUGAAAUCACAGAAUUCUAUUUUAGUUCUUGAUCAUACAUUACCUGAUCUUACGGAAAUACUUGACCAUCUCGACAAAAACUCCAAUUUUCCACAAUCCACACAAUGCUCUUCAGCUUCAACAGAUUCGAGCAAUUUCAGUACAGUUUUAGAAAAUAUACGCCAGGAUCUAGAAAUGUCAGCUCAAACUUGGUCUAAUAACAAUUUCAGUGAUGAAUCUAUGACGAAAUCGGUUUUAAUAUCAAAUAACUGUCGCCGUAGUCUUCCUGCUGCAACACCAGCACCAACCAUGAAUCUUUCAUGGGGUGAACCUUCAUCGAAAAUGAGAAAACUACAUCAUGCACACGAAAACUCUUCCUCAAUGUACUUAGCCUGAUAUCUCUAUUAAUAUUAAUUUCUAUUAUAUUACUAUUAUACAUUAAAUAAUCAAUUAGUAUUAAUGUUGUAAUAUAAGUACAUGUAAUUAAUUAAUAUUAAUAUUAGUUUUGGAGAAUAUACGCCAGAAUUCAAAAAUUUCAGCUCAAGCUUGGUCUAUGACGACAUCGGUUUUAAUAUUAAAUAAUUGUCGCCGUAGUCUUCCACCUGCAACACCGGCACUAAACAUGCAUCUUAAAUGGGGUGAACCUUUACCUAAAAUGGAAAACCUACAUCAUGUGCACACGAAAAUCCUUCCUCAAUGGAUUUGGCUUGACAUCUAAUUAAUUACUAAUUACUAUUGUGUAUCCUGUAAUUAAUUAUUAUUAAUCAUAUAA